Messenger RNA from Henningerozyma blattae CBS 6284, 4155 nucleotides. RefSeq names its product Tda9p (gene TDA9). Gene Ontology annotation, molecular function: DNA-binding transcription factor activity, RNA polymerase II-specific; RNA polymerase II cis-regulatory region sequence-specific DNA binding. Gene Ontology annotation, biological process: regulation of transcription by RNA polymerase II. The record is from RefSeq and is a predicted model, not a curated record. The transcript has a single exon. The coding region runs from base 1 to 4155 and encodes 1384 amino acids. Gene Ontology annotation, cellular component: chromatin. Lineage: Eukaryota; Fungi; Ascomycota; Saccharomycetes; Saccharomycetales; Saccharomycetaceae.
AUGCCUAAAGAUCGUGGCAAUAAUUGUAAUACAAAUAAAAAUACUUGUAAUAUCAAUAGUAAUAACCUUUGUUCAAUCCAACCCCACACAAACUCCCCCUUUGAAACAACUAUAACAACGUCACACCCUAGAACACAUUCACAGACACUCCAUUCCUCCAUCAUGUUCGUGACUUCACAGCCUGCUCUGGAUAUCCCCACGCUACAAUCCACCAAGAAAGAUUCCGAAUCCCCCAUAAACACCAACCGUAUAACCAAGAAGCUACCUAUCCCUUUGAAAUCUAGAAUCAUCAAGACAAAUAAGCCAAGACCGUAUAUUUGUCAGACUUGUACUCGUGGGUUUGUAAGACAAGAACAUUUGAAAAGACAUCAAAGAUCACAUACCAAUGAAAAACCGUUUCUUUGUGUCUUUUGUGGGAGAUGUUUUGCUCGUAGAGAUUUGAUCCUUAGACAUCAACGAAGGUUACAUUCCUCGUUGAUGACCAAUGAUUCAAUGAAUUCCACUUCUCAUAACACUACUCCGACUACUCAAAAUAAUACACCAAUUACAACCCAUAAUAUAACUUCAACUUCAUCGAAUUCUCUAAUGACGGAUACUAGCAUCUCUUCAAACGUAAAUACUCAACCUCUCGUAGAGAAUUCUGCAAAUACAGCCGACAUUCUCGAAAUCAAUCCUAAUAUUAUUCAAAUAACGGGUAAUAAAAAGACAAUCUUACCGACUCCAAAUAAUCCAUUAGCCAAGACCACUGUCGAAUUGAAAAGAGAUCAUAAUGCUAUAAUGACAAGAGAUAAUGAUAAUCCAAGACUUAAAAGACAUGCUUCAUUCUCAGAAGCUACAGAUUUCUUCAUGGACCCAAUCUUGCCCUCACAGGAUGCCAGUCAGAUCGCCACAGAUCAGUCUGGUGUUGCAGAUACAACCGCCGCACCUCACCAAGUAGGGUUUUCUACUCCACAAUUAACUACUCAACAAGUUUUGGAUAAAGCUGUUGAGGCAGGGUUGUUGGAUAUUCCGCAAUUUCUUUUACCACCGGCAGUAGAUACUACCAAUACUACUCAACAACUUGCGCUUGAUGCUUCUGGCUCUGGCUCUGGCUCUGGCUCUGGCCCUGGCCCCGCUGCAACUUCUGAUGAUCAAUUCUUAAUGACACCCGGUCUUUAUCUUUCCAAAAAUAAUCUUUCAUUAUCAAACUUUCUUACAAUGGCCCCCUCCGCAGGUGGUUCCAUGGGGUUCUCUUCAAGAAAUGUCCCUAAUAAUGUCGAUUAUUUCAAUUUCAAUACCCUGUUAAAUCCAUUAUCUAAUUCUAGAUUAGCUUUAUCUAAAGAAAAUUCCAAACAAAGUCUAACUGGAGAAGAAAGGCAAAGAGAAAAACCAAAAGAAAUGAUAAAGGAAAAAGAAACAUCAAGGGAAAAAGAUAAAAAUACAAGUUCAAAUACUUCAGUUUCCGGUUAUGCUUCGAAUUCCAACUCUCCAUCUCCGUCAUUAACACCAAUCAUUACAACAAAUUCAAAUAUGAUCAAUACAAUUGCAAACGCAUUGAAUGAUGCAAAUGUCCAUACAAAUAUCCAAAUACCAUCAAACAACAAUCCAACUCUAUCUUCCAAUUCUUCUUCUAAUUUAGCCAUUCCAAAUGAUCCAAUUAAAAACGCCCUAAUGAACGUCAAUAAUGCUCUUUCAGAUUCAAGUAGUAAUCCAAGUUUGUCUCCAAAGACUGACGAACAUUGGAUCUCGAAAUUCAUUUCAAAUUCCGAAUUAGAAAAAGAUUUUAGAUUGGAUUUAAACAAUUUUAAUCAAAUUGGGUUUUUCGAAACAAAUUAUUCGAAUAUCCCAUCCAUAGAUUUCACUCCAACUCCAAAUGUUAAUUCAGAUUUAAAUCAAUCUAAUUUACAAAAAUUUAAUAUUACUAAUUCCACUUCAAAUAAUAUAAAGACAAGUUUUGCCACUCCAACAACUUUUGAAAAUCAACAAUUCCAUUCCAAUGUAAAUGUAACAAAUCCGAUUUUAAAUAAUAAUACAACAACCAAUGGUGAGAAUAAUAAUAAUACUAAUGGAGAUGUGGUUAUUAAGGAUGUUCCAAUGAAUUUAAUGGAUGCAAUUACCUUAAAUAAUAACCAGUCGUCCAAUUUAGAUCCAUUGAUCUCGAAUUUCUUCAUGUCUAGACAACAAGCCUUAUAUGAUGAUAACAUUAAAAAUGAAUUUUUACCCUUCAAUUCAAAUCAAUCUACUCCAUCAGUAACAGCAAAAUCGAAAAGUAAUAGUAUUUGUAGUAUCGAAAGUAAUUCUUCUACAUCUUCUUCAUUAGCAUCAAACGUUUUAAAUCCUCCUCAUAGAAUGAAAAAAAUUAAUUUCUUUAAUGAUUCUUUAAGACAAUUUAUUAUGAAUGAUAAUCAUUUAACUGAUAAUUCUUUCCCCACUACUGUUGAAUUAAAUUCAUAUAUUCAUUUAUACCAAUCUGAUUUCCAUAGAUAUUUCAAUUUCAUUCAUUUAUAUUCCAUUGAACCAAAUGAGAAAAAUUAUAUGAUUUUAUUAUCAAUUGCCUCUAUUGGGGCUUUAUAUGCAUUCCAUUCAUCUCAUUCCAUUCUUUUAUCCAAAAUUUCUUGGUAUCAUAUUAGAAACUAUUUAGAAGUUACAAAAUCAAAUCAUGAAAACACUCCACUUUGGAUCAUUCAAAGUAUGUUAUUAUUAACAUUCUUCGGGAUUCAAACUGAUGAUGUUAAGAUUACUAAAUCAAUGAGAACUCAAUUAAUGGCUUUAAUUAGAUUGGUAUAUUUAACAAAAUUGAAUUUACCUUUAGAACAUUUACAAGUUCCACCAAUAGAUUCAAAUACAAACAAUAUUUCUAUGGAUCAAAUUGAAAAAAAUUUCGAUUAUUUCAUUUUGGCUCAAUCUCGUAUUAGAACUUGUCAUAAUAUUAUGAUUUUAUCGAAUUUAUUUUCUGCUGUCUUAGGUACUGACUGUUUUUUCCCAUCAGCUGAUAUUAAAUGUGGUGUAGCAUGUUUAGAAGAAGUUUUAUUCCAAUGUGAAAAUGCUGCUGUUUGGUCAAGAUAUUUAUCCAAAUUCAAAAAUAAAUUGGAUUCCAAAUUCUCUUUAAUUCAUUUAUCAAAUGGUUCAGAAUCUUAUGAAAGAGCUUUAUUAUAUUUAACUGAUGGUUAUCAUUUCUCAAAUUCAAAUGUUAAAUGCUCUUUUAGCACAUUAUUUUCUUUGUUAAUUUCAGUCCAUGAAAGAAUUUAUGUGGAAAAGCAAAAUGUCGUCAAUAAUUGUGAUAAAGAUUCCCCAUUAUAUGAAUUUAAUUGGAAGACUACUGCUGUACCAAUUAUUCAAUCUGUUAUUAAUAAUUGGGAAAUUCUUUACUUAAGAAAUCAAGGUAUCUUAGAAAUUGAUACUGAUGAGAAAUUAUUAAUUGUUAAAAAUUAUCCAAUCAUUAGAAAUAUUGUUCCAUUAUAUUGGUUAACCAAGAUUAGAAAAUGUAUUCACGUAACAGCACUUUUGAAAUCUAUUUGGUUUAAAAAAUGGGAUUCUUUACAUUAUUCUAUGGAUCACAUUGUGGAUAAAUUCGAUGUUUUAAGAGAAGCUACUGAUUAUGGUUUGAAUACUUGUAAUUUUUGGGUAGAUUAUGAAAUACUUUCUCAACAAUUAAAAAAAAAUAAUAGUUAUAAUAACACACCUACAACAAGUAAAAGACAAAACGUUCAAACUCCAAUUUUUUCAAUUACUUGUAUGUUUAUUUCUUUAGCUUUAGUUUCUGAAUUUACUAAAAGAAUUGAAAAAUGGGCUAGAAAUUUCAAUUUCAAUGAUCCAAAUGCCCCAAUAUUAAAUCAAUCUCAUUUAAUUACUUGGUUUAAAGUUGAAAAAGUCUUUAAAAAAAUUGAAUAUCAUUUAUUACCUUCUGGUUAUCCACAAUACUCCGUGGCAAAUUUCUUAAAGAAAGAUAAGAAUUCAAUAGAUUUUGAAGUUUUAAAUGAUUCAAUUGCAGAAAGAGUUAUCCAGCCAAAUAACAACUUAAGAGAUACAAUUGAUAUCAUCUUAAACACGAAAUUAUCUUCAAGAGCUUUAUACUUGGGUGCAAGAAUGAUGGGUGAUACUCCUGUCUGGCCAACAACUUUAUUAUUUGCUCAUGGUUUACAAUUAAGAGCAAUCCAUAAUGAACAAGAACUUUAG